GCCUUGUAAUGGUUUCUCACGUGGCUAAAAGCAAUUCCGGUCAGAAGGCAAAGAAAUGGAAAUCUUCUCUGAAAGGAAAGAAAAAACUCAAGAGAAAACAGAAAACACAGAAAUUUACAUCUGGUAAGAAAAAGAAAGCCUCAGACGUUGCAGAAAAGGAAAAUAAAAGCGCAACCGAGAGUCAGCGGCCUCAAAAGCGAAAGAAAUUUGAAGGUAUAGGAAAUGUGACGUCAUCAGAAAAGGGAGGCGGGGCUGCAGGCCGAGCGAAGCGAGUGAAGACUGAGAAAUCAUUUGUGGCCAUGACGAGGAAGGAAAGGAGGGAGGUGCGACGCAAGAGUAAAGGGAAUUAUGAGUUGGUCAAAGAUGUUUUGUCGACAUGGGAGAGUUUAAGGAGACAUGAUCUCAACAGAAAUGACAGAGAGGAAUUGGUGGCAAGGUUGUGCACACUUCUAGGUGGUCGCAUGAAAGAGGUGAUAUUUAAACAUGACUUAGGACGCGUUGUUCAAAGCUGUCUCAAGUUUGGAAAUGAAGAGCAAAGAGCAGCGAUUUGUGCGGAACUGAGAGACGAUAUUGUUAGACUCUGCAAGUCAAAGUACUCGAAGUUUACUGUAAAGAAGAUUAUCAAGUACAGCACUAAAAGUCAAAGAGAUCAAGUGAUAGCGUCUCUGUAUGGGAAAGUCAGACAUCUAAUUAGACAUUCAGAUGCAGCAGACAUAGUUGAAUACGCAUACAAUGAGUAUGCCAAUGCUGAGCAACGUUCUGCUUUAGUAGAGGAGUUCUAUGGCCCUCAGUUUGCACUUUUCAAGAGUUCUGGUGUUCGACGGUUACAAGACAUGUUUGAUUCUGAUGCAUCUCUAAAGCCUUCUGUUGUAAAGUAUUUGCACGAGGCUCUCACUCCAUUGCUAGACAAGAACGCUGUCAAGCACAGUAUUGUGCAUAGAGCAAUGCUAGACUUUUUUCUUCAUGCAGAUCCUACUACACGCUCGGAAAUGAUUGAGUCUAUGCACAAUGCUGUCGUCCAAGUGCUACACACUAAAGACGGUUCACGAGUAGCGAUGAACUGCAUAUGGCAUGGCACAGCCAAGGACAGGAAGGCCAUUGUGAAAACUUUUAGAUCAUUUGUGAAGAAAAUUUGCAUGGAGGAACAUGGUCAUCUAGUCAUACUAGCAAUAUUCGAUAACAUGGAUGACACUGUGCUAGUCAAGAAAACUGUCAUUUCAGAAAUUGCAGCUUGUGUGGACGAUCUUGUAAAGGACGUUGUUGGACGUAAAGUCCUUCACUAUUUGCUGUGUCCACGAGAUCGACGUUUCUUUCAUCCGGAUGUGAUUGGUAUACUACAGCGGGGGGACAGUAACGCUCACAGCAAGAAAGAAGCAUCUGUGCGAUGGUCUGAGCUGAGAGACGGCAUCUCGCCAUCACUGGUUUCAUACGUUGCUGCUAAUGCAAAAGAUCUUCUUUAUGACAAACCAGGCAGUCUGCUGUUGCAGUCAAUCAUGGAUCAUUCAGCAGGUGGAGAUCUUCACACAGCAAUGGAGGCAGUAGCCACAGUCGUUACAGAACCAUUUGACCCUCAAACUCAUGUUGUGUGUGAUCCUUGCGGACAUUUUGCUCUGAAGAAGCUCAUUCAAAAUGAUACAAAUCGGCAAGGUCCUCCGUUCUUCUCAGAAAUUAUGCUCUCGAAAGUUCAAGGAAAUGACAUAACAGAAUGGGUGUCAACAAACAGAGGAGCUUUUGUUGUGGCCAGCUUGCUAGAGUGUCCCAUCAAAUCCAGCCACACAACCGUCAAGAAAUGGCUCACACGGAGCAAAACAAAACUAAAACGUCUCGACAGCCCAGGAGGCGUGAUCGUGAACGAGCUGAUCACAAAAAAGCCGUAGAAUGCUGUACAGUGUAUUACAA
Messenger RNA from Corticium candelabrum, 1899 nucleotides. RefSeq names its product pumilio homolog 3-like. Gene Ontology annotation, biological process: regulation of translation. The record is from RefSeq and is a predicted model, not a curated record. The transcript has 18 exons. Gene Ontology annotation, cellular component: nucleolus. Gene Ontology annotation, molecular function: mRNA binding. NCBI's taxonomy places the organism in Eukaryota, Metazoa, Porifera, Homoscleromorpha, Homosclerophorida, Plakinidae. Bases 9 to 1877 code for a protein of 622 amino acids.